This is a messenger RNA of Vicia faba (fava bean), 2055 nucleotides long. Lineage: Eukaryota; Viridiplantae; Streptophyta; Magnoliopsida; Fabales; Fabaceae. The record is from the annotation of a GenBank genome assembly.
AUGCAGAUACCCGCUUUCACAACCUCUCAACGCGCGUUUCACCCUCUUAUCCCUCCUUCACUUGGAAUCAAUUACACUUUCCCUUUCAAACACGCCCCUAUUCCUUUCCACUCUCUCACCCAAACCUCAGCUGUUAAACCUAUAACUACCCACCACGAAGCGGUUGUUGUUGAACCGCGGUUCAUUGAUAUUGGUUAUGUAUCCGGUGUUCAUGGUUUUCAAGGCGAUGUUCGUGUCAAGCCGAACACUGAUUUUCCUCAACUACGAUUUUCCACUCCUGGGAGAAGAUGGUUGAAGAUGAAGGUUAUGAGUGGAGAAACUGUCAAGGAAGUUGAGCUUGAGAAAGGUAGGGAACACUCUGGACAGGAUUGUUGGAUAAUCAGAUUCAGAGGAAUUGAUUCAGUGGAAGAGGCUAAGGUGCUUAUUGGUGCUACCUUGCUUGUCACGGAAGAAGACAGGCCUGAACUCGAAGAUGGUGAAUUUUAUGCACGUGAUCUCAAUGGGAUGAGAGUUUUCAUGAAGGAAAAUGGACAACUUUUGGGAACUGUCAUUAAUGUUUUCAAUAGUGGAGCAAACGAUCUGCUACAAAUUUCACUUGAUUCAUCUUUUGACGUGCUUGAUAAAAAUGGCAAGCCAAAGGCAGAAGAAAUAGAAGCAUCUGGUCAGCUUGUUUUGGUGCCUUUUGUUGAAGCAAUCGUUCCAGAUGUUGAUAUGAGUAGAAGAGAAAUGCAUAUUACACCUCCCAAGGGACUUCUGGAGUUAAACUUUCGAUUUGAUGAUAGGUCCAAAAAAGAAAGGCGCCAACUUGAAUGGAAAGAAAGGAGAAAGUUCCAAAAGCGUCUCAUAGCAGCAAAAAAGAAACUUAGUGAAAUGGAUCAACAACAUGUAUUUCAUGGAUUUCAAUAUGGAAAGAAAGAAGAAUGGAGCUUGCUUAGUGAUCAGAUUGUUGGUGUAAACUCCAAAUUGCUUCACGAUGUUUUUCAAAGUCUUGAACAACCAUCCAAAAGAUGGAAUGCAGCUGAGUUGGUCAGUGCCGUGCAAGAAAAACGUAUACGUACUAUACACAUAUCGGAGAAGUCUUUCUUAACUGGAAGUAAAGACCAAUUGGUUAGAAAUAUCGUCAAUAUGCAAGAGAAGGGACUCGAGCUAAUUUCUAAGUUACACAUAUCAGAAAAGUCUUCCUUAAAUGAAAGUAAAGACAAAUUGGCUAAAAGUUUCAUCAAAAUGGAAGAGAAAGGACUUGAGCUAAUUUCUAAGGGCAAAAUGGCUAUUGUCUUGCUCUUAAAUGAAAAAGAGAAUGAAGGAUGUGUUUAUGAUCCUGAUGUUGUUGAAAACGAAGCAGCUGAAACUUCAACACUACCUGUGUUUCAAACCUUACUAAGUGAUCACGGAAAGUUUUUAAAGGUCAAAGAUCGUGCAUCUGUGCCUUUAAUCUUGGUUUCUUCAGCCCAACAAAUUCAGUCUGUAAGAAACCUGUUUGCCAGGAACAAUCACUUUGGAUUUGACUCUGAAAAGGUAUUCUUCUUGGAGGAAGAGAAGCUUCCCGUUGUCAGGAGUUCACCAGAAGGACACAACAAAUACAAGAUUUUAAUGAAGUCGCCUUGGGAAAUACUCCAAUCUCCCGUUGGACUGGGAGGAUUUGUUAGCCUGUUUUCAAAACAUAACAUUGCUGAUAAUCUUAUUAACAUGGGUGUUGAGUACGUCGAGUUAUGCUGUCCAUGCAAAACAACUGUUGGUGGAAACUCACUACUUCUUGGGUUCGUCAAUUCGCGGGAAGCCGAAAUCGGGAUACAAAUUUCACCAACAAUAGCCGAUCCAGGUGAAAAUUUUGACAUGAUAUUGUCUAUGGAUUUUGUAAAGAAGCUAACGAAGCAGAGCUACAAACUUCAAUUUGAUGCAAUCCCAAAGACAAAUUCCUAUGUUGAGAAUGUUGAGAAAGAUUGGAUAACCGUUACCUCGUCCACCCCAAACUCAUAUGAGCUGUAUUGUAGUGUAUAUAGUUUCUUAAAUGCAUGUCCGUUGGAUAAGGUUUGUAUAGUGGAGGUUAGAGAUUAA